AUGAAGCCAUGCCCCACAAACCCAAAAGACCUUGAGUAUAGAUCGUCCUGCGGAUAUGAUAUGUGGGUGAUUGGUAGACCCAUCACCGGUAGAAUAAGUAGGAAUUUUGAGAUUUGGGGUUGUGGGAUAAUUAGAUUUAAAAUUUGCGAUGGACUUCCCAUAGAGGAUGUUAUAUGUGAAGAUUUGUCAUCUAGAAACUCUGGAGCAUCUGCUAUCAAUUUCUGGGAGAAGCCUAAUAUUGGAGCAGAAUGUGCUCUCUAUGGUGCUACUACUGGUGCUUUUAGGAAGUUUUCUGAUGGUCAAUGGGUUCAUGCUCUCUGUUUCAUUCAUUAA
Molecule: messenger RNA, 333 nt
Organism: Sphenostylis stenocarpa
Lineage: Eukaryota; Viridiplantae; Streptophyta; Magnoliopsida; Fabales; Fabaceae
Source: the annotation of a GenBank genome assembly